Molecule: messenger RNA, 1602 nt
Organism: Ectocarpus sp. CCAP 1310/34
Lineage: Eukaryota; Phaeophyceae; Ectocarpales; Ectocarpaceae
Source: the annotation of a GenBank genome assembly
CAGCAGCAGCAGCAGCAGCAAUGACAGCAGCGGCGACACCAGCAGUGAUGAAAACGCCAAUCAAAACCGGAAGCGUCAUUCGUCUCCAAGCAAAUCGGCCUCAGGAGCAAGGGAAACCCAAGGUGCCGAGAUCGACAUCCCCCCAACACACGGGCCGGGUUGCCGAGGUUGAGGUCAACGCCACUGGGCUGAACACGAUCACUAUGCCCCCGGAGAUGAAUGAACUGGACGCUGCCGAGGCGGCACAAUUCAAAGCUGAUGUUCAGGGUCAUCGCCAUCAGGAGGAGAGCGACGAAGACGCGGGACCUAUGCCUGUCCCGCAGCUCGACGAGUUGCAGGGAGAAGGCGAAAGAGGUGUCAACUACGGUGGGGCACUUCUACCAGGAGAGGGUGCCGCUAUUGCCCAGUUCGUGCAGAAAGGUCUUCGAAUUCCUCGCCGUGGUGAAGUGGGCUGGGCUGGCCAAGAGAUCGAGAAAUUGGAGGAGUCCGGGUACGUGAUGAGCGGCAGCCGCCACGCCCGCAUGAACGCCGUUCGUCUUCGGAAGGAAAACCAAGUCUUCAAUGCCGAGGAACGUCGUGCUCUGGCGUUGAUCAUGUUUGAAGAGAAGCAACAGAAGGAAAACGAAAUAUUGGGGAACUUCAGGCAAAUGUUGACCGAGUCAAACCAAGAGGGAGAGAAGCCGACUGGCGAAGGCUCCAGUGCAGCAUGAUCCGGGCAUACUGCAGCCUUUUGCUCCGAGCACGCGAGACCCUGUUCGUCCAUGUUCGCCACUUAGUCAAGACACGCGAGCGUAGCCCACGUUCUAAGAGAAACACCGCAAGGGGAUGAUGAUUGCGGGUUGGGUUUUGCCCAGAGCUGAAUUGGGAGCUGGGUGCUGAGUCUCGAGUUAAGGUCGCAGACAUCCUACACAUCAAACGGUGUAAGGGGGUUGGUUCGAGAGCGAGGCAUAGGACAGAUGCCAAAUUCUCUCGGCAUGCAGAGGCACCUCUGGGCCUCUGGUCAUGUCUUUUUAAUGUGAAGCCAACAACAGUGGGCUCUUUCUUCUCGUGGAACUGCUGCAGCUAGGUUGCCCAAGACGCGCCCACGUCGUUUCUCGGCAAGACUGGCCUCGAAAAGACCAAUACCGCACAAGCUGUUGGGGAGAUGUUUUUCUUGCCAUGUCCAUGACGUGGUGCCCCGAGUAUGAUUUGGUAGGGAGUCGCAAACCAUGACCCCUACCCGAGUUUGAGCAUCAGCUUCCUCCUCCUGUGGCGGGCAAGACUGGAAUUUGUCUGUGUCACCACCGAACAACAGUUGGACAGUUGAACAAAGAGGGUCCGGUCAGCCGGAGUUUUUUCUUGUAUUUUCUUGCCCGCUGCCAUGUAUUUGAUGAUAUUGUGAUGUCGAGCUACAGUAGUGCAAAUCUCACGGCGCCUAGGCUUUGUCUAUUUCGCCAUGUCGCCAUCCGCGAACAGCAGUUGAAGACGAACAAAAACAGAGUCCGCUUCGUCACGAAGAACCAGUUUUUUCGAAUCUUGCUGGUGAGGGAUGAUGCUUGAAUGCGUCGGGUGUAACUGUGAUAUUCCUUUAUCAAAUGAGACUAAACCUUUUGAUGUUCAGUU